Molecule: messenger RNA, 2190 nt
Organism: Anarrhichthys ocellatus (wolf-eel)
Lineage: Eukaryota; Metazoa; Chordata; Actinopteri; Perciformes; Anarhichadidae
Gene: slc31a2
Product: solute carrier family 31 member 2
Exons: 4
Coding region: 501-938 (145 amino acids)
Biological process (GO): copper ion transmembrane transport
Cellular component (GO): membrane
Molecular function (GO): copper ion transmembrane transporter activity
Source: RefSeq, a predicted model, not a curated record
AGCCGAAAAGCAACGAAUGCUUUCGGCUUCCUCCGUCCAUCACGUGAUCCAAGUAAUUGUGUGGAGUAAACAACGGAAGAUUCGAUGUGCGCAUGCGCAUGCGUAGUAUUUCGAGCAUCUCUAUCGACUAAAUGUACAAUGUUAGCCAAACGUUGGUUAUAAUGCAAAUGUAUGGGCAGUUGUACCCGCCCUGCUCGAUGUGGACGAUACUAUUUGAGUUUCCGAGCGACUUUAAUCACCGUUUCGACUGUGUAGUUGGUGCCUCGUCCCAAGUUGCUUAAAAACUCAACUACCCGUCAGCCCUCGGGGUUUUUGUCCGGAGUCAGGAGGCAGCCUUGUUCCGCUGCACUGACCGAGGAGCUCUGCUACUGUGGGACAUUUGACACAUGGCUCGUACUUGAGUGCACUCGAGCAGCAACUCUACCCGGGGCCGUGGGUCGUCAGCGGUGGGAAGCCUGUAGUGAAUAACCGCUGAAACUGCGGCGCUCACCAAGUUCACCAUGAUGUCCAUGACCUUUGGGGUGUCGAGCAGCGUGAUGCUGCUGUUUGACUUCUGGGAUGUGCACGGGCCUGUAGGGAUGCUGCUGUCGGUGUUCGUGGUCUUUCUGCUGACGGUCUUCUUCGAGUUGCUCAAGCUGGCUGCUGCAUGGUAUCCAGGCAGUCCUCCACAUGCUGCAGGUGUCUCUGGGCUACAUGCUGAUGCUGUGCGUCAUGUCCUACAACACCUGGAUCUUCAUCGGUGUCAUCAUGGGCUCUCUCCUCGGUUAUUUCAUCUCAUUCCCUCUCCUGGGUCAAAUCUGAUGGUAUGGACGGUUCAGAGGAUGUUUAUUUUCCACUUCUUCCCCCCUGAGUUACAUGCUCUGGAUACUAAAUGGGGAAACUACUUGAUUGAGGGGGGAGGGGGGGGGGGCAUGAAAGGGGAGUUCCUUGUAUGCUAACGAAUAAGUUGCACAAUACUAACGCACACCACUGUCGCAUAGAACUCAUCGAGAUCUGCAAACAGAAAUGCUGGUGCACAGAAUCAUUCUGAUUGUCAGUCUUCUGUCUCUCUUUGGUUUGUGACCGUAGGACACUUGUUAAAGGGACUCUAUAUGAUAUUCAGAGCAUUAAUAUAGCGAAAAAACAACUACUUGCUAUGUGAAUAUAGUGAAUUGAGCAGAGAAGGAAGUUCCUCUCCCACUGUCUGCGUUGUAAUCCAAUAUUCUCUGGGCUGUGUUUGCACAGCCAGUCCGGCCUUGCGUGUAUUUUAGUGCACGUGAGCGCCCCCCACUGGCUAGCUCAUGGCCGCCGUUCUGCACUGCACUCGUGCUGCGGUUUAUUCAUCCUAAAAUGCAUUGGAGUCGUCCACAGAGGUACAACCCACAUCAGUGAUGGGGGUCAUACAUAGCUCGUGGCAUAUUACUGUUUUUUUGUUUUCUUGGUCAACCUUGACAGACUUUUUAAACUACUACAGUUGUUUUACUAACUGGCUAACUAACAAUUAAAGGUGUUAUGUCACUACGGAUGAUUUUUAUUUUUUUAAAUGAGACUUUCAUGAAGAUUUUUCUGCCUUUUGCAGUGUGUGAAACUUUAAAGCAGACUCUCUGUUGGAGCUGAGAUUUACAGUCAGAUAUCAUAAGACAGGGCUCAGAUGAAGGAAGUGAAUCAUGUGCUAACUUCUCUAAUGUGUCAUCUUGGUUCAUUGACAGUCAUUCUCAAACGUAUGUCAUAUACGAUCAUGUGGUUCUGUGGCAAUCAUUGACAAACCAUGAGCCUGAGAAGAAAAGGAACCUUGAGGCUUACAUCUCGGGUGUUUUCUGUUCAGCUAUGAAGGUGACAAUGUUCCUCCAUUGGAAGUACUGGGUCUUAGGUAUGAAUCUAAAUGCAGCAAAAUCAAAAUGAGCCUUGGAUACAGCGUCAAUAGGCAGUGUCACAACAGGACACUUGCCUUUAUAACAUUGAGAGAAAGAGGAAUCGCAACUCUUCUCAGCAAUGAACAUCAGAUUGCAGCUUGCUCUUUUCACUACAGAUGGUAGUAAAGUAAAAGUGACGCUGACACUAAAAGAUGUAGGAACACUUGUACAGCUUCAAAGUUUCCUUUCAUUUUCUGGAAAUAAACUGAUAUGUAACUACAAAUUCAAUAAAAAGACACCUGGAAAGGACAAUGUCAUUUGAUACUUUGGUUCUAAUAAAAAAUGAAGAUGUAAAGAA